This is a messenger RNA of Condylostylus longicornis, 7170 nucleotides long. RefSeq lists its product as uncharacterized. Lineage: Eukaryota; Metazoa; Arthropoda; Insecta; Diptera; Dolichopodidae. The record is from RefSeq and is a predicted model, not a curated record. The transcript has 14 exons. The coding region runs from base 81 to 7085 and encodes 2334 amino acids.
AUUAAAAAUUUGCAGACUCAGAUUAUUUUUCUAUAUGAAUAAAAAAAUAUAUAUUAAAAAAUAACACAUAUAUUUUAAAAAUGUCUACUCAGGUUAAAUGCCUAUUUAAAAUUAAUAAGAAAGAUGGUUCAAGCUGGAAGCGUGUGUUACUUACAUGGAUAAAUCAUUGCGGAUUCCUUGGUCGAAACUAUUACAACAUUGAACAGACAAAUAUAUACGAAUUUUUUGGAAAAUUUCGGGAACAAAUUUCAAAUUGGUCUACAAAUCAAGUUGAUCUAUCAGCAUUUUUGAAAGAACAUUAUCCAGCGAUCGAGCUUCAUACGGAUGAUAAUCAACAAUUAAGUUCAUCUGAUUAUAUGUAUAUUUAUUCUGUAUUUUUACAUUUUUGUUGUGUUAAAUACCCUACUGAAUUUUUUCAAAAUAUUUGUCAAAAUUUUCAUGAAGCACAUCAACAAGCUAUCGCAAUAUUUUUUAAAGGCUUGCUCGAAAAAGAUGUAAUUGACAAAGUUUUAUUAAGGAAACUAAUAGCAGAAGCUUCGCUGCAAAAUAUAUGUAGUAUACCUGUGGAGAGCCCAGCCAAAUCUCAGCAAAAUUACAAAAUUUCACCUCCAACUCCUAAAACUCACAUGCUAGAAGAAAAAAAUAAGGAACUUCAUAUAUUAAAAGCUUCUUUAGAAACGGAAAAAUAUGAGAGAGGUUACUUAGAGAUUCAAAACAAGCAAUAUGAAGAAAAAAUUAAAAAAUUAGAAAAUGAACGCAAACAUUAUUUAAGUGAAUUACAAGAUUUGAGAGGACGGUUUAGUUCUGACGAUAAUUCAAGUAAUAGUUCAUCAUGCAAAAAUAGCGUAAAUAUUCAGGAAAAAAACCGAUUACAAAAACUACUUUACGAUAAAGAAGAACUAAUAUUUGAUUUAAAACAAAAUUUGGAUUCUUUGAGUGAAGAAAAAGAUCUAAUAAAAGAAAAGCUUAAGUAUGCACAAAACGAAAUGAGUAUUUAUUUUUCGAAAAUUUCUGAAAUGGAAUUCGAGCGUACAAAACUUUUGGAGGACAUAGAGAAAAAGGAUGAGACACUAAGAAUAUUAAGUGAUGCAAAAAAUGAAUUAGAAGAUAUUGUAAAUGAAUUGCAGUCACAAAAUAGAUGCGUUCUUGAUCAAAGCAGUUCUCUUGAUUAUCUUGAUUUAUCGUCUUCACAUAACUCAAACUCAUCCAAUAGCUUGGGUUGUGGUGAAAAUUUAGGGCGUACUGUAGUUGAUAUUCAAUUGCGCGAAAAGGAAAAUGAAAAUAUGCUUUUACAAAGUGAAAUCGAAAAAUUGCAAAAUGACAAUUCUAGUUUAUCGAGGCACAUUUCAGGACUAAUAAAAGUAAACUACGAUAUUUUCGAUAUUUGUCAAGAAAAUUUGAUAACCGAUGAAAGUAGUGGGAAUAUCAAUCAUAAUUUUAUGAUAUUCGAAAACUACUUCAAGAAACUUGUUGAAAAUUACAAACAAACAAAUCUUAAAGCUAAACAAUUUUGUGAUGAAAAAUCAGCACUUGAGCUGCAGCUAAAAAAUUUGAAUGAAGAAAUGGUCGAACUGGAUAAAGUAGUAAUAAGCAUCUCAGAACUAUUAACAUCUGAAAGUUUAAUAGACCAAAAUGUCAUAAAUCAAACUAGUAUGAAUUAUAAAACAAAGUUGGAAAAUUAUAUCAAGAAAAUUAAAAAAGAAUUGUCAGAUAGAAAUAUUAUCAUUCGAAUCAUAAGUGAAAAUUACUUCAAUCUUCCAAAAGUAUAUCUAGAAAUUUUUGAGUCAGAAAAUCAAUAUUCAGAAACAGUGAAUGAAAUAAGUAAGACCCUUACAAACAAAUGGAUAAAAAUUAUUGAAAUUUUGAAAACAAAUAUAGGGUUAGCAGAGCAAACCGAACUGUUAAAAUUCGAUGCGCCUUUUCAUCAAAACAGCAUAGAAAAGUUCAUAAAGAUGUGCAUAAAUAUGAAAUCAGAAAAAAAAAAUUUAAUUUCGGAAAAACAAAAUUUAAAAGAAAAAUUUCAAAAUCAAGAAAGAAGAUUGGACAAAAUGACUGGAAAAUUUGAAAGUGUAGUAUGUGAAAAUGAAAAAUUAAUUGCAGAGUCUCUUAAUCUAAGAAAUCAAAUUGAUGAGUACCAUAAAAAAUUCCAAGAAAAUUUGAAUGAUUCAAGGAAUAAACAAACAGAGUAUGAAAACUUAAAUAAUGAAUAUUUGAAGCUCUUCAAAUGCAAAGAAGACCUUUUCUUGCAAAUCGAAAUUUUAAAUGACAAAAUUGUACAAAUAACUUCAGAAAGUUCCAAAGAGGUUGAAAAGCUUUUGGAAACCGUAAACGAGAAAAAUAUUGAAAUAAAAUCUUUGAAAGAGCACAAUAAUAAUCUGCUUCUAACCACCAAAAAUUUAGAAACUACUGUUUCAAACUUAAGAAAUGAAUUAGAAAAAUUAGAGUUAAAUUGUUUGGAAACAACCAAAAUGAGGGAAGCGUUUGAAAAAGAUAACGAUAAUUUGAUUGAAAAUGCAAAAAAAUUAACUAAACAAUUACAGGAAACUCAAAAUCAAAUUACGUCUUUGACAACGAAAAAUGAGCAACUUGCUGGUAAAUAUGAUGAAAGUAUAAAUAAUAUUGCAAUGCUAAAAAGCCAAAUCAUUGUGCUGAAAAAUAAAAUUACAACAAAUCAAGAGACUCUAGAAAAUAUCGAAAUAAAAAGAAACGAACUCGUAAUAAAAAAUCAAACUUUACAAAAGAAAAUAGAUUCCAUUGAAGAAAAGGAACGUUCUUUAAAUUCCAGGAAUAUAGAAUUAACUCAAAGCUUGAAAGAAAAUCUCAAAAAAAUUGAUGAUUUAAAAAUUGAAAAUGAAAGUUUUAAAGAAAGAUGUGAAAUUCAAAGCUUAGAAAUUCAAAAACAUUUAUCUAGAAAAGAAGAUCUAGAUUCCCUUUUGAAGCAAAAAGUUGAUGAGCUUUCCUCUUUGCAAUCUAAACAUGAUGAAAUUAAACUAGAAUGUGACAAAAAAAAUUUUAAAAUUAAGGAUUUAUUAAAUCAAAUAAAUGAACAAAAAUCUAAAAUUAGCAACAAUGAAUUUGAAAUAGAAAAAUUGAAAAAAAGUUUACUAGUAACUGAAAAAGAAAAUUUAGAAUUUUCGAAUACAAUUGAGUCCCUAACAAUUUGUAAAUUGAAUGCUGAAGACGAAGUUGAAGAUCUCAAAUUGAAACUAGACGCCAAGGAUUUUGAAUUAGUAGAACUUAACACAAAAUUUGAGAACGAAUUAGGGGAAAUAGUUCAAUAUAUUGAAAAUAAUGUCGAAAAUUUCCUUGAGCCUGAGAUUAUAGUUAGUUUUUUAGAGUCUGGAUUAAGUUCUGAUCUGGCCUUAGUUAGGCUUCGUAAAGCAAUAAAUACGCUGUUAAAUAACAAUAAAUGUUUAUUAUACAAAAAGGAAAGUUUAGAACAAGAAAUACAAACGUUGAAUAUAGAUAUAAAAAAUUCGAUAAAAAAUUUUGAAAACAUGGAGGAUCGUUUAAAGCAAUACGAGAAAUUAAAAAUUGAAUUAGAAAAUCAAGUUGCGGAAACAAAUCAGUUAGUAAGCUCAAGAAGCAUAGAAUUUUCAAAACAAAUUUCAAUUAUUAUCGAAAAAUUGAAAAAAGGAAGAGUGGAAUUCGAAAAGGAUUUUGUUUCGAAAAACUAUCACUUAAAAAAAACACGUGAAUAUGAUGACAUUAAAAACCAGCAACUACAGCAAAUUAAUAGUUUAAUCAAUCAAGUUUCUAUAAAAAAUAACGAAAAGCAACAGUUUUUAAAUGAAAUUUUGGAUUUGAAACAGUCAAUGUGUACAGUUCAAACUGAAAUUUUCAAUUUAAAAAGUGAAAACGAUUCGAUGGCUAGAGAAAAUGCAGACUUAGUAAAAAAAUGUGCCAGUUACAAGGAAGAAAAUGAAUUAAUGUUAAAAGAACUUGACGAGAAAAGCGAAAAAAUAAAUCAAAUUAAGAGAGAGUCAAACAUUCUUAACAAUGAGAUCGAAAAAUUUCAAAUUGAUGCUGAAAAUUUGUUGCAUAACAUCAAAAAUAUAACUGCAGAAAAAGAACUUAAAUCGAAAGAGCUGCUUGAAAAGAUCACAGAAAAUAUAGAAUUCCAACAAAAAAUUCAUAAUUUACAGAAUCAGAUUGAUUUAGCAAAUAAAGAAAAAAAAAGUAUUUUUGAUCAUAAUUUGAUAUUAGAUGAAAAAUAUAAAUCAAUGAAGUUAGAGUUGGAUAGAAGUAAGGAAGUAUAUGAAACAUUACAACACCACUUUGAUGGAAAGGCCAAAGAAUUAGAAGAAAUUAAAAAUGAGUGUUUUAAAAUAACGACAGAAAACUGGGAAUUGAAGUGUGAGCGAGAUGACUUAGUUCAAAAAUUAAAAAUAAAAGCUUUGGAAGUGGAAGAAUUAAGAGAAUCUUUGAAGAUUAAAAUCGAAGAAUUGCAAAACGAAAUAAGAGAAUUAUUAGAAAAUAAAUGCGAACAAAAUGUUGAAUUAGAAACAAAAGAAAACACAAACCUUAAAUUGUCUCUUCAGGUUCAAGAACUAACACAGCAGAUAAAAUCCAUAUGUUCGGAGCAUGCGGAAGAAAUUUUGGAUUUCAAAGCGAAGUUAAAAGCUAUAGAAGAAACAAAUGCAAUAUUAGAAAAUAAAAACGAACUGGGGAAAGAAACCUUGGAACAGUUAAUUAGUGAAAACAAAGAAUACAUCCGCGAAUUGAAUGAAAAAUAUCAAAACGAACUAAAUACAUUGAAAUUAAAUUGCGACAAUUAUAUGAAAAAAUUUGAAGAAAAUAGUAUUGAGAUAAAUAAACUCUCGGAAGAAUGUAGUGCUUUAAAUUUGGAGAACUCAAAAUUAAGACGAGAAAUUGAUUCCAAAGAAAGCUUAAUUGAUAAAUCAACAAAAGAAAAUGAAGAAUUAAAUGCAAAACUUGUAAAAUUAAAAGAACAUUGUUGCCUUUUAGAAAAAGAAAAUAUAGCACUCAAUGAUAAAUUGGAGUUACUAAAUAAGUUAAAUAACAAUGUGUCGAAUUUGACAGAGGAAUUAAAUGAAAUGAACGAAAAAUAUAAUAAAGUAACAGCGGAGCUGCAGUCAAUUCUUACUGAAAAACAAAUAUUAAUUGAAAGUCAACAAAAAAAUGAAGAAAAUUUAGAAAAAAUUAAUAAAAAUCUGGAAAUAAAAAGUUUCCGUUUGGGAGAAGAACAAGGAAGAACUUCAAAAUUAAUGAAAGAAGUUGAACAAUUGAAAAAAAAUAAAGAUGAUAUUAAAUUGCACUUAGAGAACUUGCAAAAAGAUUAUCUGAAACUGCAAUCUGAUUGUAAAUCUUUACAAAUAAAACUUUUAGAUCAAGAAAAAAAUAUAGACACGCUCAAAGCUGAAAAUGAACUUUUAGCCAAAGAAAAGGAAAUUUUGACAACUAAUUUGAAAGCGAAGACAGAUUCCGAAACUGAUUUGAAAAAGUUAUUUUCAAAUUUACAAGCAACGGAGAAUGCAAAAAGUAUUAGUUUGAACGAUACUACAUCCGCUUUGUCAGAAUUGAAAGACGCUUAUGAGAAAAUAAAAUCUGAUAAAGAGAUUUUGGAAAAACGCAAUAUUGAAUUAGAAACCAACAUAAUUGGUUUAAACGAGCAAAUUAAGAAUUUCAAUAAUGAUUUAACCAAUGAAAUAAUAAUUGAUUUACAGAAGAAACUAGAAAUUGCUUAUGAAGAAAACGGCACUUUAAAUGAUAAGUUAUCAAAAAUAUCAAUUCAAGUUGAUAUUACCAACACAUCAUUGGAGGACACAAAAUCUGAGCUACAUAAAUGCAAGGAUGAAUUGACUUAUUUUCAAAAUGAAACCAAAAAUAUAGAGAAAGAUUAUACAUCUCAAAUUGAAGAAUUACAAAAACAGAAAGACGAAUUGAUUGCUAUUCACGAAAAAGAGGAAAUAAGAUUAAAAGAAAAAUUAAAUGAAACGGAAGAGUUACUUGAGCAGAAUAAGUAUAAACUAAAACAAUAUGAAGAAAAAAUAGAAAUUCUGAAAUUAAAUAAAUAUGGGGAAACUGAAAAUAUCAAUAAAAAAUACGAACUUUUAGAGCUUACAUUAAAAAAUGAACAAGCUGAGACGAAAAAACUAAGAAAAGAUUUAGAAAUAUUUCAUGCAAAAUUAUUAAAAAGCCGACAAUUGAAUGAUGAAAAUGAAAAGAAAUGGUUAGAAGAGAAGAGACAUUUGGAAAAGCAAUCUGAAGAAAAGAUUAAAGAGAAUCGAAUCGAAUUGGAAGGAAAAUUAGAAAAGAUGAAAAACAGAAUGAAAAGUUUAUAUAACGAAGAAGUAACAAAAUUGAAGAAGAAAAAUGAAGCUGAAAUUUUUGAUUGUAAAGCUGAAAAUCAAGUGCUGCAAGGAAAGUGUCAAAAAUAUGAUCAACAUAUAAAAUCAUUAUCGAAAAAUGUUAUGACAUUAACUGAAAGAGUGUGUGAACUUGAAAGAGAUAAUCAAUUUAUGGAAUCUAAAUUAAAAAAUUAUGAAUCGAAUAAUAGAAAUUUAUUGAGACCAUACAGACCACACAGCUCAACGUUGACAGCACCACCUCUUAAAAAUCUUUUCGAUGGAAAUUUUCGAAUUGAAGAUGAAGAAGGUGAAAUUCUCAAUAAUACAUAUUUAGCUGAUAUUGACUUUGGAGGACGAGAUUCUAUAAGUACGCAAGAGUUACAAUUUCGUAAUUCUUUAGCUCCACCACAUUUAAGAAGUGCUUAUUUAGCACAGUAUGGAGAUACUCAAUUAACUGAGGAAGAUGUUAAAGAUGGAUUGCCGCCUAUUAAUCUGGAUGAUAGCUUAACUUCUUUAAUGUCUGGACAUCGUAAGAAAUUAGCUGGUACAACAUCAUAUAAAAAACCUGGGCCACCAACACCAAGUAAAAGUGGUGGACGAUUGUCAUUUGGCGGUAAUUCAGAAGUACAUGCAUCAAUACUUAAGGAAUACAACGAAAAUGAGCAGAAGAAAACGCCAGCUAAAUUCAAGUUAUUUUCGUCUAGAAGUAGUGCUAAAGAUGAGAACACACCACCAAAAAGACGAUCAAUCAGCAAUAUUUUUCGAAAGAAAUAAAGUGUAGUCUUUAAAAUUUUUAACCAUAUUUUAAACUGUUAUAUGACUUUUUAAUAUACAGUUUUUAUUUUGUUUGUACUUAAAU